AUGUCCACGACCGUCACAAAGCGCCCCCAAACCGGCCCACCGGCGCGCAGGCCCGGCGCCCCCGUCACAAGCAAAGCUCCCACAACCGCCAGAAGAGCUCCUACGACCAGCAAAGCCCUCACCACCACAAACAACAACAGAACCGUCCAAAAGGCCACUCCCUCCACUUACAAGCCCCCCGCCUACAAGCCCUCCACCGCAGCGCACAAGCCCACACCCUCUCCCGCGGUACACAAGCCCUCCGCACCAAAAAGCGCGCCCUCGGCGGUCGCGCAAACCGGCAACUGGCUGAACCGCACCGUGCAGACCGCCAUCGCAGGCGUAGGGACCCAAGUCGGCAGUCUCGUGACCGGGGUCGGGAACACCGUGAUCGGCACGGGCAAGGGUGUUGGUCAGAGCGUGGCGUUCACGACCCAGACCUGGGCCGACGGCGUGCGCGGCUACGGCAACAGCAUCAAGGACGCCACCAACGCAAAGGGUUCGCGCGCCCCGACGGGCACGAAUCCGCUCGGCUUGGCGAGCACGGCGCAGGGCGCCGUUGCCCAGGCCAAGGGGCUUGCGGGCGGCAUGGUGGCGAAGAGGGGGGCAGGGAGCAAUCCGCUUGGGUUGUAG
This is a messenger RNA of Coniosporium apollinis CBS 100218, 612 nucleotides long. RefSeq lists its product as uncharacterized. The coding region runs from base 1 to 612 and encodes 203 amino acids. The record is from RefSeq and is a predicted model, not a curated record. The transcript has 2 exons. Lineage: Eukaryota; Fungi; Ascomycota; Dothideomycetes.